Messenger RNA from Glossina fuscipes, 3337 nucleotides. RefSeq names its product open rectifier potassium channel protein 1 (gene Ork1). NCBI's taxonomy places the organism in Eukaryota, Metazoa, Arthropoda, Insecta, Diptera, Glossinidae. Gene Ontology annotation, cellular component: membrane. Gene Ontology annotation, biological process: potassium ion transmembrane transport; stabilization of membrane potential. The coding region runs from base 196 to 3183 and encodes 995 amino acids. Gene Ontology annotation, molecular function: potassium ion leak channel activity. The record is from RefSeq and is a predicted model, not a curated record. The transcript has 7 exons.
AAAAAAAAUUGCGAAGCCAUUGAAUAUGAAAUCUCCCACUGGAUCAAAAAAAAAAACAUUAUUAAAUGUAACGAAUUAAAUGUAAGAAAGCAAAAAAUAAAAACCAAAAAAAAAAAAAAACAAAAAAAAAAAACGCGUCAUUAUCCGCAAAUAUUCGUUUUAACAAUUGCAACAGCAACGGUAAAGGCAAAUAAAAUGAUGUCCCCGAAGCGUUGGAUAUUAUUACUAAUCUUUUAUAUAUCGUAUUUAAUGUUUGGUGCCAGCAUUUAUUAUCAUAUCGAGCAUGGCUUGGAGAAGCAACAACGCGCUGUUGAGCUAAAGGAAAGAAUUGAUAUUCACGAAUAUUUACUUGAUCAGUUGGCCGAUAGAAAUACUAGCACACAAAACACAAUUUUGAAACGUAUAAGCGAUUAUUGCGAUAAGCCCGUUACGGAUUAUCGUAAUGAUAAAUAUGAAAUACCUUACACAUGGACUUUCUAUCAUUCUUUCUUCUUCGCCUUCACUGUCUGCUCGACAGUGGGCUAUGGUAAUAUAGCUCCGACGACUACCUUAGGACGUAUGAUAAUGAUUGCUUACUCGGUUAUUGGUAUACCGGUAAAUAGUAUAUUGUUUGCCGGCUUGGGUGAAUAUUUCGGAAGAGUGUUUCAAUCAAUCUAUCAUCGUUACAAAAAGUAUAAAAUGUCAACGGAUAUACACUAUGUUCCACCGCAAUUGAGUUUAAUAACUACAAUACUGAUAGCCCUGGUACCGGGUAUUACUAUGUUCUUGCUAAUACCUUCGUGGGUGUUUUCCUAUUUUGAGGAUUGGCCUUACUCGUUGGCCUUUUAUUAUGCUUACGUUACUACCACAACGAUAGGUUUUGGUGACUAUGUACCCACGUUUCAACCACAACAACAUCGUGAAUUCGGUAUUUGGUUUGUGGUCUAUCAGAUUUUCAUAAUAGUUUGGUUCAUCUUCUCGUUAGGUUAUCUAUUGAUGAUAAUGACAUUUAUAACGCGAGGACUUCGCAGUAAGAAAUUAGCCCAUCUCGAGCAACAACUAUCUUCGAAUAUUAAAGCAACCCAGCAUCGCAUCUGGAAUGGAGUCACCAAAGACAUCAGUGCCAUACGUAGAAUAUUUAAUGAAUUAUAUUUACUAAAAUUUAAGCCUGUCUACACAAAAUGUAAUGAACCGCAUUGCUUAAAUCGUUCUAUAUCUUGCCCUGAUCUAACUAUUUAUCGUAUGGAACCGAUAUCUGAACAUGCGCGUAAACGUGCUUUUUCCGAAUGCUACGAUGGGACUGAAGCGCGCACUGAUGGUACACCCUUCAGUUUACAUGCAAAUUCGGAUACAGAGUUAAAUAAAAUUGAUCGUCAAAAAUCAUUCGAAACUGCUGAGGCUUUUCGCCAAACUACUAAUCUAUUAGCAAAAGUAGUUAACGCUUUAGCCGCAAUUGCACCUCCCACUCUUCCCGCUGCCUACGAUGGUGAUGCUAAUAACGUGCGCAAUUAUUACCAUGGCUUCACUGAUUCGCAAAUUUUGGCCAGUGAAUGGCCUUUCAAUGGCGAUUUGCCUAAGCAACGGGAAAGAGCUUGUUCUGAAUGCAAUACCGAUCGAAAAUGGCAAAAAAAUUUGCAUAAUACUGCUAACGAUCAUAACGAAUGGACUUGGAGUGGCGAUAAUAAUCAGAUACAAGAAGCCAUCAAUAUACGAUAUCGUCAAAAGGAUCAAUAUCAGCAUCUAUAUCCCAACAGUUUCGGCCAAAUACCAUUGAAUUAUAUCGUUAAUAUGGAAGGAGAAGAGGCAGCAAGGAAGACAAGAUCUAAAAAAUUUUCCAUACCUGAUGGUAUACGCAAAUUAUUUCCCUUUAGGAAGAGAGCUUUGACGGCAGACUUUGAACGGCCUGAGACUAAUGUAAAUGCAAGAGAUCGUAAAAUUUCAGCGAUAAGUGUACCCGAAGUUAAGCCGCAUUGUACAUCUGAUUUGAAUUAUUAUAGCACAGUAACGGCCAACGCUAGUCCAACAUAUUUUAUUAACGGUAAACUAUUACAUUCCAGCAAUUUAUAUCCGUCCGCGAGUAGUUUAUGUUCGAAAUUAUCAUUAACUGAUAAUAAAAUUAAUGACCUAAAUGAUCAAACUACAAUAGAUUUUUCUAGUGCAACCUAUCUUAAACGUCAUAAGAGAGAGAAUGGUACUUUAAUCGGAGAGAAGCCUGAUAAAUUUAGUUUAAUGCAAACUGAAAGACGUUGUAGCGUUUUAAGCAACAACUACGAUCGAUCGAGCAAUGUCCUCUCAAAUACAAUACGUCGUCAUAAUAGCGUUUUUCCAACGACCUUUGAUGGCUCAAGGAGGCCUAGUAUAUUUUCAGCUACCUCGCAAGAAGAUAGAGAAGUAUUAGAAAAUACUACAUUGGCUGAUUUGAUACGGGUUUUAGAAGUGAUGCAUACUCAGGCGAUAUUAGGCGAGGCCGCUGAUAGUUUGUCUACAGCCUCAGCUCGUGGCGAUAAUGAAGCGAAAAAGAAAAGAAAAAUCGGUUCUGUUGGAUUGGAUAUAACACCAAUGUUCCCAAUGUUUCUUCCAAACGAUAAUGAUAAGACCUUAAGCGCAACAGCAGUAAAUCGCUUAUAUGCUCGACGAUCGACCGUGGUGGGUACACUUUCACAAUCGCCCCAACAAUCUAUAACUUCGAAUAGCAGCAUAUCCAAUAUUAUUACACGUCGGCGACAAUCACAAAAUACCCAGUUCGUGGAAUUACCACCAAUUUACACGGAAACAUCGGAUAAAGAUAUGCAGAAUUCUGCAAAUACAUUAGCUUCAAGAUUUAAGAGACGAUUUAGCAUCAGACCGACAGCUUUACAGAUACCACCUGGUAAAGCUCCGCCACCCGAAAGUAAAGAGAGCAACGAAUUACAACAACAGCAGCAACAAAUGCCAUUGGCAAUUGCCGGAGCAAAUGCGUCCACUCAAAUAUUAUUGCAGCCAACACAAAAUGUUUUACAAAAACGCUUAUCCUUGAAACCUUCGCCACUGGCUCAAAUCAAUACGGUAAAUAUUAAUCCAUCGGGACCAGCUGAUAAUGUACGUGCACUUCCGCGCAAUACAACUAGCACUCACUCGCCUUUGUCGCGUAUCGUGCAAAUAUCGCAAGCGAAGCGUAAAAGCAGUAUGACCGAUGAGUUUGGAACACGUUGGUCAGAUAAAUAAGUUCAACGCUCUUUUUCUCCAAUCCUAUUAUUCGUUCCUUAGAGGAAUUCCGUUACAACAGAACGUAUUAGUUUGCAUGUUUCACAUGCGUAACAAUUCAUGUUUUUAAUCAUCAUAACGCAUUUUAUUCUUACGAUUGCCAAAAAAAAAAAAA